This is a messenger RNA of Rubroshorea leprosula, 945 nucleotides long. The record is from the annotation of a GenBank genome assembly. Lineage: Eukaryota; Viridiplantae; Streptophyta; Magnoliopsida; Malvales; Dipterocarpaceae.
AAACCAAUGGUACCUUAAUUUUAGUGCCACCGUUUAUAAAUUGCAUAGUAAUCAGUAAUCACAGCCUUUCUCUUUUUCAUUUUUUUGGUAAGUAGAUGAGAUAUUAUUUCAAAAUUAAGGAUUUACAUUAAGGGUGUAGCAAAGAGAACCCAUAGCCAUUAGCCAUACAAAAGUGAGCGACGGACAAUUCUCAAAGAUAGGUUCAGAUAAGGAGCACCCUAUAUAUUUUAGCGAGUUGGUCCGCGGACAUUCACGGCCUCUCAAAACCUCAGUUUUAGACAUGGAGAAUAUGCAGAACCCCGAAGAAAAAUGGGAGGGCAAGGUCUGCGCCAGGCUAACAAGAGCCACCGCAGACCAAAUAUGGCCUCUUUUCAAGGACUUCUUUAACCUUCACAAGUGGUUUCCCGGUCUAGCCAUCUGCCACGGCAUCCACGGCGCAAACGGGGAGCCCGGGUGCAUCAGGUACUGUGCCGGCUUCUCAAUCUCAUCCGCCACUGCGGCCGCCGCCGCCGAGACCCGCUGGUCCAAGGAGAAACUGAUAUCCGUUGAUGAAAGUGGACGCAGCUUGAGCUAUGAGAUGGUGGACAGCAAUAUUGGGUUCAAGUCAUAUGUUUCAAUGAUCAAGGUUAAUCCGGGAGACGGUGAUCAAGAUGGGUGUGUGAUUGAGUGGAGGAUCACGGUUGACCCGGUGGAAGGGUGGACACUAGAUGAUUUUGUGAGAAAGUAUGAGGUUGGCCUACAGACCAUGGCUAAGACAAUGGAGGAUGCACUUCUUCCCUGAUUUUGUCUUAUAUUAUGCCUUUUUUUUGUGUUAAUUUUCGUUUGCUUUCAUCAUGUGUCGGUCCAUUAUCUUCCCUAAAGUUCAUAAUAAUGUUACAAAAAUAAAACUUUAUUUUAUAUGUUUCUUUAGGGAAUUUGGGGACGAAAGGGGAAUUUUUUAUUUCA